Messenger RNA from Bombina bombina (fire-bellied toad), 1703 nucleotides. RefSeq names its product cytochrome P450 2F2. The transcript has 9 exons. Gene Ontology annotation, cellular component: cytoplasm; intracellular membrane-bounded organelle. Gene Ontology annotation, biological process: xenobiotic metabolic process. The coding region runs from base 1 to 1485 and encodes 494 amino acids. The record is from RefSeq and is a predicted model, not a curated record. Lineage: Eukaryota; Metazoa; Chordata; Amphibia; Anura; Bombinatoridae. Gene Ontology annotation, molecular function: oxidoreductase activity, acting on paired donors, with incorporation or reduction of molecular oxygen, reduced flavin or flavoprotein as one donor, and incorporation of one atom of oxygen; heme binding; iron ion binding.
AUGAUAGACUUCAGGAGCUCUGUAGUUAUAUUAGUUACUUUCACCUCAUUAUUGUUUAUUCUCUUAUCCAUAAAGUUGACAUGGAAAAGGAGGCGACUUCCCCCUGGACCGUUCCCUCUGCCUGUACUAGGGAACCUUCUACAGAUACAUAAGCAAGGAGUGGUGCCCUAUUUAGUCAAGAUGGGUGAGACCUAUGGCCCUAUAUGCACCGUGUUCAUGGGCUCACGACCCACCAUAAUUUUGACUGGAUACCAGUCAGUGAAAGAAGUUUUUCUUGACUGUGGAGAUGAUUUCCUUGGAAGAGGGAGUAUCCCAGUAUUCGAACGUGUUUUUAAAAAAGGGGGGUUGUUUCUUCUUAGUGGAGAAGCUUGGAAGCAACUACGGCAAUUUACUAUGAUGACUCUCCGUGAUUUUGGGAUGGGAAAAAAGAAACUGGAAGAAACUAUACAGGCAGAAGCUAAGCAUGUAGUGGAGCAUUUAAGAAGCUUCAAAAGAGAGCCAAUGCAUACCAGCAGUAUCAUGGGCUGCACCGCAUCCAAUAUGGUUGUCUCACUCCUAAUGGGAACACGGUAUAACUACAGCGACAAGAAGUGGAUGCAGGUUCUCAAUAACAUAAAUGAAGCAUUCCAUGUAGUCUGCUCCAUAUGGGGCCAGCUUUAUGACAUCUUACCAAAUAUCAUGCACCUGUUACCUGGACCACAUAACAAAAUUUUUACUCUGUUCCAAGAUCUCAACGAUAUUGUGAUUGAGAGAAUAAAUUAUAACCUUUCAACGCUUGAACCAAACUGUCCACGGGAUUUUGUUGAUUGCUACCUUAUACGGAUGAAACAGGAAAAAGAUCCCAAAACACCAUUUACUAUACCAAACCUCGUAGCAUCAUUAAAUGACUUCAUUCUGACGGGAGCAGAGUCUAUUGGUGUCACAUUAAAUUAUGGUUUCUUAAUUCUUAUAAAGUACCCUGAAAUACAAGCAAAAUUACAAGUAGAAGUUGAAAAGGUGAUUGGACACAACCGAGAGCCGUUGGUAGAGGACAGAAAUAAUACGCCGUACUUGAAUGCGUUUAUCCAUGAAGUUCAGAGAUGUUGUAAUGUGUUUCCAAUGGGAGUGAUUCGAUCUACCACAAGAGAUAUGGAAUACCAUGGAUACUACAUUCCAAAGGGUACUGAUGUUCUACCAGUGUUAACGACUGUGUUAAAGGAUCCAACAAACUUUGAAACUCCUGAGGAAUUCAACAUCAAACAUUUUUUGGAUGAAAAUGGCAAAUUUAAGAAAAAUAAUGGCUUUAUGGUAUUUGGUGCAGGUAAGAGGUCAUGCAUUGGGGAGAGCCUGGUUCGGAUGCAGCUCUUCAUAUUCUUUGCCACAAUUCUACAGAAUUUCACUUUAAAGGCAACUGUCGACCCGAAGGAUCUGGACAUUAGCCCCGUAGAAGUUAGCCUUGAGACUAUAAUACCUUCCCAUAGAAUUAUCUUUAUACCUCGUGAAUAACCAGCUGCAUAAUUCUGCAUGUAUAAUGUUUUUAUAAUCUCAGUUCUUCUCAAAAAAUUGAGUAAUGCAAAGUUGAAUUAGAUUGUGCUGACAAUUUUAAGAUAGAUUUUGUGCUUUCCAUGGAAAAAUACAAGUCUCUGUAAAGAUAAUGGGACAGAUUACAAGUAAAGCGCUAAUUAAAGGGACACUGAACCCAAUUUUUUUUCUAUCAUGAUUCA